GCUCCAACUGCCACUUGUUCAUUGUGCUUCCUAUCUCUUUGACCUUUCUUUCAACAGGCUUUGUACCUUCUGUCUUUUUCUCUCUUUCUAAUUCAGAACCCUGUUUCAAAUGUUAUUAUUUAGAAAAUGCUUUGUACAUUUUGCUUUGGUUAAGAAUACAGAAAUCAAACGUAUUAAGGAAGGAAAUAACAUGAACAGAUAAGACAAGGGGAAGUAGCUUCAAGCUGCGCCAGCUUCAAGGUUGGAAAGGAUGAGGAAAAUUUUCUGCACUGAAAGAGUAGUUAAGCAUUGAAACAGGCUCCCCAGGGAAAUGGUGGAGUCACCAUCCCUGGAAGUGUUCAGAAAAUCAAUAGAUGUGACACUUCACAAUAUGGUUUAGUGGGCACGGUGGUAUUUGGCUGAAGGUUCAGCUUGAUGAUAUCGGAGGUCUUUCCCCACCCUAAUAAUUCUAUUAAUUUUAUUGGGUUUUUUCCUAAACAUUGGACGUUGUCAUAGUCUCAAAACGUGUUUUUCCAGGAACAAUCGCAGCCAGAGUAGCAGCCUUCCCUCACUGACCAGUUUAAUCCAUUAUCUGGGAUGCUGGAGGCCAGGCUGCCCCACUCUGCAGAGUCAGCCAAGGUUGACAAUGGUUGGCACAGGGCCACAGCAAAAUCCUCUGCACUCUUGACAUCUCCACAGUCCUCUAUGUCUCCUGCUUAUCUCCUCCUGGUCUGGGGAUUUUAUUCGUGCUGGAGAAAUAUUGGACUUGAGAUGAUUGUAAGAAUGUGCCUGGCUUUGGUACAAGAAGAGAGGAUUCAGGCCAGGACACCGAAAGAGUACCCAAAAAUGCUGCCUUCAGCAGCAUCUCAGUUGCCUCCAGGCUGGUGUAAAUAUUGUCCUGUGAACUGUUUAGGAGAAAAUCCCUGGGAAGAUGCUGCAUCAGUUCUUGGCCUCACAGAUCCCAGGCUCUGCUACGUGCUGGAUGGUUUCCUCUUCAUUUAUGCAGUGAUCAUGACAGCCCUUUUUGUGAAGGCAAAGCUCAGCCAGGCCUCUGAACCACAGCUGCGAGCAGGCCAGGAUGACGUGUACAACAAACUCUCCCGCGGGCACCGAGACGAUUACGAUGUGCUGGGAGGAAAGCGAGGAGCAGACCCCGAGCUGGGCGGGAGACACCAGCAAAGGAGAAAGAACCCUCAGGACACUGUCUACACUUCACUGCAGAAGGACAAGAUGGGUGAGGCAUACAGUGAGAUUGGAAUGAAGGGAGAGCAGCAGAGGCGGCGAGGCAAAGGCAAUGAAGGUCUCUACCAGGGGCUCAGUGCAGCAACCAAGGACACUUACGAUGCUCUCCAAAUGCAGCCUUUGCCCCCCCGCUAAGGGGGAGCCUCAGAGGGGAUGGGCAGGAGUGAGAGAUGCCCACCUGCCUUGGGGAGGAGAGGGGGAAAAGUCGUUUCCAUCCAACACAAGCACUGUGUGUUUUCUGUGUGCAAGAGCCGCCAUGGGCUGGUGCACAGAAUCUGGACCUGGCCUUUUCCUUCUCUCCUCCUGAAUUGUGUAACUGCUUCUGCUGUUAGAAUGUACAUAUCUGUAAAGUUGUGUCCAAAUAUAGUGGGUAUUAGGCUGAUUUUUUUUUUUGGUCAGGUUUGUGUUGUUGGUACCAGACUAUAUCUUCUAACAAACACGGUUAUUUCCAUAGGUCUUCCUUGUCUUCCAGAGUAUUAAGACAUGGAAUUAUGGCUGUAUUACAUUUAAACAAUUUGCAAAGAUUUACUGUAUUACUUCCUGUAGUAUUUAUCUUAAGACUAUUUCACCCUUUUUGCUUUAAAUGUGCCUUUAAAAAACUGCUUCAGUGGAGGGCAACAUUUUUCUUUAAUUAUAAAGAGUGACAUGAUGUUACAGUAGUGAAGCAGAGAGGCUGAAUGCCAACUUUCCAGUAGGAAGAAAAUGAGCACCAAUAUCCAAAAAGAGAUCAAGCAAUGGCACUGCCACUCAUCCAUAAAUGUGAGCCAGGUAAGCUGAGUGAGAGACUUCUUUGAAGGCAGAAAAACAAAGAAAACAAGGAGAUGGGUUCCCCUAUUAUCAUUUCCAGACAACAAACUGUACAAAAGCCAACAUAAAUGCAGUUUCCAAGCCAGUCUCUCAUGAGGCUGCCUCUAAAAGGUGCAGGAAUCAUUCCAAGGAGGUACCAGUUCAAUAAUGUCGUGUGUUUUUGAUGAAUGAAUAAAAUAGUGCCACAGUCCCGUGUGUGUGUGUAGGGAGCAGCAGUGGGAAUGACAUGAGCUCCUUACCUGAGGCAUUCAGCCCAUCUGAACCAGCCUGCACCCAGCAGCAGCAUCUCCCAGGGAAGCUGAGGAGGACAGGAUUCCAGCAGGAGCACCUACACACGUCCCAGAAGCUGGGAUGGGCUGUUGGGAAAACGCUCCAAACCCAGGUACCAAAGGGACACUCACCUCGUGCUGCUGCAGCCUCAGCUUUGCCCGUGCCUCACAAGGCUGCACAGGGAAGCCUGGAGGAAUUCAGCAAGGACAAAUCCAGCCCAGCAACAUCAGGGGAGUUUCACCUCGACUCAGGAGCUGACCAAGCCAUCUCACCAUCCUCACAGAAGAAGCAGAGCUAAAGCAGGGCUGUGGGAACAAGAGCUGCUGCUCUGCUGGCCAAAUGAGGUUAUGUCUUCUUUCCAGGGACUGGGCGGGUUAGCAGCAGAAAAACUUGCUGAAAUGGGUGCUAUGCAAGUUCCAAGGCAGUUUUACUUCUUUAAGCAGUAAAACUGUACCUGCAGUAGGUGCUUGUAGCUUUUAAAGAAUAUUUGCAAUAAAUUAAAGCAAAAAAAAAAGUAAACUGAGACAUGGUAAUGAAUGCUUCUCACAAAAAAAAAUUCCUAAAUCCUUUACUGUUCUCUGCAGUGACAAGAAAAAUUGAGAGAACUGGGUGAUAACUGAGACAGCUGAGCUGAAAAUUACAGUAAAGUUAUGCUGCAAAGCACUCGAUUUUCAGCACACUUUUGCAAGAACAAAGAGUGCUGAAAACAGCUCUCUCUUUUUAAAUCACCAUAACUGUAUCUGCAAGAUGUAGAAGUCACAAGCUUUGGCAGCGUGAAUGCCAACCACCAAACAACAGGAAUUAAAUUUUUUGGGGGAGGGGGAAAUCA
Molecule: messenger RNA, 3127 nt
Organism: Passer domesticus (house sparrow)
Lineage: Eukaryota; Metazoa; Chordata; Aves; Passeriformes; Passeridae
Gene: CD247
Product: CD247 molecule
Exons: 8
Coding region: 577-1356 (259 amino acids)
Biological process (GO): T cell receptor signaling pathway
Cellular component (GO): alpha-beta T cell receptor complex; membrane
Molecular function (GO): transmembrane signaling receptor activity
Source: RefSeq, a predicted model, not a curated record